Messenger RNA from Seminavis robusta, 237 nucleotides. The record is from the annotation of a GenBank genome assembly. Lineage: Eukaryota; Bacillariophyta; Bacillariophyceae; Naviculales; Naviculaceae.
AUGAAAGGAGUAGGCACCCCUGAAUACUACAGUGGAGGAGACUUGACCUUCAACGCUGAGACAGGUCUCUGGGAGUUCUCUGCCAAGACCUAUAUUGAGAACUUGAUCCCCAAGCUUGAAUCACUCUACAAGAUCACAUUGAAAAACUAUGGAUCCCCCAUGGAACCAGAAGAUCAACCCGAGUUGGAUGAGUCCCCUACUUGGACAGCACCAGAGUUACCCAGUACCCGAUGUUAG